Suillus bovinus is the source of this 1044-nucleotide messenger RNA. RefSeq lists its product as uncharacterized. Gene Ontology annotation, cellular component: nucleus. NCBI's taxonomy places the organism in Eukaryota, Fungi, Basidiomycota, Agaricomycetes, Boletales, Suillaceae. The record is from RefSeq and is a predicted model, not a curated record. The transcript has 3 exons. Gene Ontology annotation, molecular function: guanyl-nucleotide exchange factor activity; small GTPase binding. The coding region runs from base 80 to 622 and encodes 180 amino acids. Gene Ontology annotation, biological process: protein import into nucleus.
AUUGGAUCUUACAAUGAUAGUCUAUUAGUCUUAUAGCCCUCCUAUUGGUUAUCCACUACAUUCUCAAGAGCUGUGUAAAAUGUCCAACCGCCAUGCUCCAGUGAAUCUUUUCGGAGACAAUGGAAUGAGGGCCAAUCUACCUAUAAAUCUAAUCAAUGUCGCAGACACGCAGGAAAUCCCAAACUCGCAGGAAAUAUUCGUGUACCGUGAAUCCGGUGCGAACAUUAUUAUCGACAUCCUCCAAAAAGUCGAUAUCGAUGAUCCGGAAGCGGCAGCAAAAUUCCACCUUGAUGCGAUAGCAGAGGAUAAUGAUUCGAUGGAACAUGAUUCCAUCAUUGUGCAAAGGCACAUCACCAAUGAACUUUCUCCGAUCGUGCUCGACGGACGUCAGGUUCUAAAGAAGGCUGGGACAAUUCAUCACCUUCGCACUCUACUUGCUCUUUUCCGAGUCAAAGGAAAGAAACACGACGUCGUUGUCUCGUUCAACAUUCCGGUUGAAACGGGACAAGGGCGUGGAAGAAAUGGAGCCGUUACGGCGGAACAGGAACAACUCAUCGUAUCGGAUUUCUUCAAGGCAGUAGAAUCCUUGAGAAUUGUCGAUUACAACCUUUUUGCAGUCUAGGCAUCCUACAUAACGGACUCUAUAAUUCAAUACGACUUUCUCGGACCCGAUCUGCGGAUCGUAACAUGGAGCUUUGGGUAUUUAUGACCUGUGUUUCAGAACCUCGAUCCCUAUCGGCGGCUCAAUUGCAUCCUUUUAUCGUCAGCUUAUCGCACUCCUAAUGGAGCUUCUCGUGGAAAGAUAUUCACGGUAUCAGGUGUACUUGUGUCCAAUCCAUACCGUGAAAUGAGGCCGCCUCCCGCAUCAUGAGAUGUAGCCGGCAAACGUCGAUCUCACUUUCAAACAUUGUCAGGAAUUAGCCAUCUGAUGAGAACCUAGACUUCUUUUCAUUUUAACAAGAUGACUCCAGUGGGAACGAAGUCAUGUUUUCGGGCGUAUCAUUGAAGACGUACCGUGCUCCCACCACGACAAUACGUCGUGCC